CCCGGCGAUUGGCCGCGGGCGGGGGCUGGGCGGCCGGGCGGCCGGGCGGGCGGCGCGGCGGCGCAGUCGGGCCCCAGCCGCCGCGAUGCUGCUGUCGCUGGUGCUGCACCUGUACUCGCUGCGCUCCGUGCUGCCGGCCGCCGUGAUGCUGGGCUCGGCGCCCACCUACCUGCUGGCCUGGGGCGCCUGGCGCCUGCUGUCCGCCUGCCUGCCCGCGCGCGUCUACCAGGCGGUGGACGACCGGCUGUACUGCGUCUACCAGAGCAUGGUGCUCUUCUUCUUCGAGAACUACACGGGCGUGCAGAUAUUGCUAUAUGGAGAUUUGCCAAAAAACAAAGAAAAUAUAAUAUAUUUAGCAAAUCAUCAAUGCACAGUGGACUGGAUCGUGGCGGACAUCCUGGCCAUCCGGCAGGGCGCCCUGGGGCACGUGCGCUACGUGCUGAAAGACGGCCUGAAGUGGCUUCCCUUGUACGGCUGUUACUUCUCUCAGCACGGGGGCAUCUACGUCAAGAGGAGCGCGAGGUUCAGGGAGAAGGAGAUGCGCCAGAAGCUGCUGAGCUACGUGAGCGCCGGGACCCCGAUGUACCUGGUGAUUUUUCCGGAGGGGACGCGGUACAACCCCGAGCUGACGAAGGUCAUUUCCGCCAGUCAGACGUUCGCUGCUCAGGAAGGCCUGCCCGUGUUGAAGCACGUGCUGACGCCGCGCGUGAAGGCCACGCACAUCGCCUUCGACUCCAUGAAGAACUACUUAGAUGCCGUCUACGACGUCACUGUGGCCUUCGAAGGGACCGUGGACGACAAGGGGCAGCGGAAAGAGGCGCCGUCCAUGGUCGAAUUUCUCUGCAAAGAUUGUCCGAAAAUCCACAUCCACGUUGCUCGCAUCGACAAGAAGGACGUCCCGGGGGAACGCGACUUCAUGAGGAGGUGGCUGCACGAACGGUUCGAAAUAAAGGACAAGUUACUGAUCGAGUUCUAUGACUCGCCGGAUCCGGACAGAAGGAACCGGUUUCCCGGGGAAAGUGUCAGCUCUAAGCUGAGCCUCAGGAAGACGCUGCCGUCACUGCUGGUCCUGAGCGGCUUGACCGCGGGCAUGCUGGCCACCGAGGCCGGGAGGAAGCUGUACGUGAAGACGUGGCUCUACGGGACCCUGCUCGGCUGCCUAUGGGUCAGUAUCAAAGCGUAGACCCCAGGCCGGGGCGCUGCGUGGUCGUGGCUGUUCGUGAGUGUAGUCAGAGUGUAAAUAAAGCUUGUUGACUGAGUGUUGGGCACAAUAGAAUCUCUCACCAGAGCCGGGGGGCAGGUGAUCUGGCAGAUGCAGGGACGCGGGCGUCGGUGCUGGGCUCUGGGGGGGCGCGGGCUCGCUGCUGCCCUGGGCGCUGUCGGGAGCCAGGCCAGCUCAGCGGGGCUGUGGGGCUCGUCACUGCGGCACUCGGUGGCGGCACUCGCGAGCAUUCGCAGUAUGUUUCACUGGUUGUGUUAUUUCCAGUUUUUACAACCUGACUGGCCCCAAGUCUGGUCACUAAAGUAUUGAGAACCUUGCAGCCCCGUAACGUUUUUCUUCCUGCAUAACUUCCUCCAAGUCAGUGAAGGGAAGUGGACUGAAGGACCGAGGGAGAGCAGACGGGCAAGCCACGCCCUCUCGUGAGUACCUGCUUCCCGGCUGGUUUCACUUUAUAGUUGCAAAGUAACUCAUUUCUGACGUUUGUUGAAACAGCCUCAUGUGCACACUGCACACCAUACAAGGGUAGUGGACAGUACGAGAGUCGGCGCCGUUACAUGGUGGCAGGACUUGCACUGCCUGGCGCUCUGCAGACUCCAGCCGAGCUCUCCGCACUGGUAGCACCUGUGCCAUAUGCACCCGCAAGCCUUAAGGCUCCUUCCUUCCUAUUUAAGACGACCGUGGCGCUCCUGGGGGACCCGCGUCCCAGCGCUCAAGGUGCUGGAGCCUCGUCUGCUGGCUGACCUGCCUGUGCCUUCUCCGGUCACUCUGGGUUUAGAGCAUUUACCCCGCAUCGCGUUGCCAUCCCGUGGCGAUCCUCUGUGUGGCCAGCCAGGUGCUCGUGGCUCCCACGGAGCUGCCAGGGAGCGUGUGUGGCGGGUCGUCCCCCACUCCAGCCCUGCUGGGGGCAUCGCGGUCCCGCCAGGGCGUCCACCCUCGAGCCCGUGCGGCCCGGGCGUCACCCACGGGCCUGCUGGGCACGUCAGCCUCAGCGUGACAGGCCGCAGCCCUCUGUCCCCUCGACCACGAGCUGCGUGUCAGGAGCCUGGUCUCAGGGUUCCUGUGACGGACUCUUGACGUGCGACCUGCUCUGUUUCUGGGUCGUCGUCAAGCGUGAUGCCUGUUGGUCCCUAAGGCGGGGGCUCUGCUCCUGCUGGGGGGUUGGCCCGUGGCUGCCGCUGCGCCCACCAGCCCAUCUUGAGGGACCGCUGACCACAGUGAUCGCGGGGAGUCCUGCCUGGCUCUCCAGAAGGGGGUGAGCCUCCUCGGGCCCUGGGCCUCGCCUGGUAGCAGGUGAACACGCCUGCAGGCAGCCCCCUGGGAGCGCCGGCCUGGGCGUGACGGGGUCGGGGAAACCUCUGAAAGUGUUCUCAGACCAAAUUGCAACCUUUCUGACCUGUAAAGUGGAACUCGGCUCUGCCUUUGUUACGUGCUUUUUAAAGUCUUAACGUUAGACCUGCUUCUGGCCAGAGCAAACUGCUGUAGGUUGUGUAACUGCCGGCAAUGUGCUGGUUAUGCUCUGAAUCUAAAUUCUAGGAAGCAAUUUACAAUUUAAGAAUUGCAUUGAUUGUAAUGGACUUUAAGAAGGCAAAGCGAGCUGCGUAAGUCACUUAGACAUUCUGUUUUUAUGACUAUCCUUAUAUUCUUCUCACAAAGGGCCUGUAAAAUACUUGUUAAAAAAUUUGUAUCAAAAUGUUUGGAAAAUUAGAAGUUUCUUUUUAAUGUGUGUUGAAAUGACCUGAAUUAUUAUUUUCUAAAGUGAAGAGCCUGCCUCGACUUGGAAACCUCUUCACAUAAUAUCACUCGCUUUGGUUCCUGUUGUUAAUUUACCCCUCGGUUCGAUGUCAUGCUUUUAUGUUCUUCAGAGAUGGGUGUGUUUGGGUGAAAGUAAAAGAAAAAAUAAACCUUUCGCUGUCUCUCA
This is a messenger RNA of Myotis myotis, 3140 nucleotides long. It is a transcript of the gene AGPAT5, whose product is annotated as 1-acylglycerol-3-phosphate O-acyltransferase 5. The transcript has 8 exons. Gene Ontology annotation, molecular function: acyltransferase activity. Bases 86 to 1183 code for a protein of 365 amino acids. Gene Ontology annotation, cellular component: mitochondrion; endomembrane system. NCBI's taxonomy places the organism in Eukaryota, Metazoa, Chordata, Mammalia, Chiroptera, Vespertilionidae. The record is from RefSeq and is a predicted model, not a curated record.